Molecule: messenger RNA, 2216 nt
Organism: Anoplopoma fimbria (sablefish)
Lineage: Eukaryota; Metazoa; Chordata; Actinopteri; Perciformes; Anoplopomatidae
Product: dnaJ homolog subfamily C member 11-like
Exons: 16
Coding region: 4-1686 (560 amino acids)
Biological process (GO): cristae formation
Source: RefSeq, a predicted model, not a curated record
AACAUGGCGGCGUCCUUAGAUGAUGAUUUUGAGUUUGAUAACCAGGACUACUACUCUCUACUCAACGUCAGGAAAGAGGCUACGUUGGAGGAGCUAAAGGCGUCAUAUCGGAGGUUGUGUAUGCUCUACCAUCCUGACAAACAUCGGGACCCAGAGCUAAAAAGCCAGGCUGAACAGCUUUUCAACCAAGUUCACCAGGCGUAUGAAGUGCUAAGUGAUGCUCACUCCAGAGCCAUCUAUGACAUAUUUGGGAAGAAAGGGUUGGAGGUGGAAGGCUGGGAGGUGGUGGAGAGAAAGAGAACUCCAGCAGAAAUUCGAGAGGAGUAUGAAAGGCUGCAGAGAGAAAGAGAAGAGAGGAGGCUGCAGCAAAGAACUAACCCCAAGGGCACAAUCAGCGUGGGUGUAGAUGCGACAGACCUGUUUGACCGCUAUGAUGAGGACUUCGAAGAGAUGCCAGGAGGGGGAUUUCCUCAUAUUGAAAUCAACAAGAUGCACAUAUCCCAGUCCAUAGAGGCUCCUUUGACAAACUCUGACACAGCAGUGCUGUCUGGUUCGCUCUCUACACACAAUGGAAACGGAGGGGGCAACAUUAACAUGACUGUACGAAGGGUUACGUCAGCCAAGGGCUGGGGAGAGGUGGAGUUGGGUGCAGGAGACAUACUUGGACCUCUCAUUGGGUUAAAGGUGUUUCGCAACCUCACUCAACGGUGUUUCUUGACAGCCCAGUGUGGGUUGCAGUUCUCACCUCGAGGUUUGCGACCGAGCUGUUCUCUGAUGACAGCACGACACCUGGACCAGAACACCAUGGGCUAUCUGCAGUGGCGCUGGGGGCCCAACAGCGCCAUGACCACCAGCCUGGUCCGAGACACAAAGAGCAGCCAUUUUACUCUAGCUCUGCAGCUGGGUGUGGCUCACUCCUACCUGAUGAUGAGCUACCAGUACAAAUUCCAGGAUGAGGACCAGACCAAAGUGAAAGGCUCUGUGAAGACAGGCUGGUUCGGCACCGUGGUGGAAUAUGGAGCAGAGAGGAAGAUCAGCCGACACAGUGUCCUGUCAGCCACUGUCAGCAUCGGGGUCCCUCAGGGAGUCACACUCAAGAUCAAGUUGGCGCGUGCCAGUCAGACGUACCUGUUUCCAGUCCAUCUAACAGAUCAGCUGCUGCCCAGUGCUGUCUUCUACGCCACUGUGGGACCCCUGCUGGUUUACAUGGCCAUUCACAGACUGAUCAUCAUCCCAUAUACAAAAGCACAGAAAGAGCAAGAUCUGGAGCUGCAGAGGAAGAGCUCAGCCACAGACAUCGCCAAGAAGAAGCACGAGGCAGAGUCUGCUGUUCUGCUGAUGCAGGAAUCUGUGAGGAGAAUCAUAGAGGGGGAAGAAUCCAAGAUGGGUCUGAUCAUCCUGAAUGCCUGGUAUGGAAAGUUUGUGUCAGAUACCAGCCGGAAGCAGGAGAAGGCAAAGGUCAUUGACGUCACUGUGCCUCUGCAGUGCCUGGUCAAGGACUCCAAACUCAUCCUCACCGAGGCAUCCAAGGCAGGGUUGCCGGGCUUCUACGACCCCUGUGUAGGGGAGGAGAAGAGUCUGAAGUUACUGUACCAGUUCAGAGGUGUCAUGCACCAAGUCAUCUCUGCAGACACGGAGUCGCUACGGAUACCCAGGCAAUCUCACAGAAUUGAGACGGAGUCCUAGGAGCCCACCGCUGUUGUAAAGCUAGCAACAGAGGGCAAAAUCCAGUUAAAGCAGACUUUGUGUUAAAAAGAUGAACCCCAGAACGGAGGGGACACAUCAACAAUAAGUCCGUCUCCCUCCUCUGGUCCUCUUCUGUCAUGGUAUUAGUGAAUCUGUUUAUCGACUAUCCCCUCCCUCUCCUGUGGGCCGUCUCCAAGGUUCAGCAGAAUACAGGAGUCAGCUCUGAGUUUCUACAAGGUGUUCCCUUUUGUUUUAACAGUCUGCUACACCUGACAGGACUGCUCAAAUAUCUGUCUGCUGCAGGAGAUCAGACACUGGCAACGAACAUAAGUUUGAUAUAUGCACUACACAGGGGGACUAAUGAUCACUGCAGACGUGGAUACCAUUCCUGUCAAUGAUGAGCUAAAAGUGCACAUAAAUUUAAAGAUGUUUCUUGACAUUUGUGUGUCAAGUAUAUAUACAAAUGAGCUGUGCUGUAAUUUGACCCCAUAUCAUUGUAGUCUUUGUACUGUAAACGUAUCACCCUGGUA